UAUUCUCUCACCAAUCUACACACAGUCUAACUGAAGUAGUUCGUUAAAAUGUUCAUCCUCAACCUCUUGUCGAUUUUCCUACCCCUAAUUACCGCGAUCAAAUUCGAUUUUUCCCUAAAUUAUCGUCUCGAAGACGAUCCGCGUCCCCGUCGAUUCCUCGCCGGCUCGAUAAUACCUGAAGAUUUAGAGAACGCGACGGAGAUAAGUUUAGAUCAAAAAGUGCCUAUUGUUUUGAGGAGUUUCGAUUUGAGUUUCGUUAAAAAUUUGAAGAAGCUUUCGAUGGACGAUUCGGGUAUAAACGAGAUCGAAAUCGGUAGUUUCAAACACUUGGACGGUCUGCGGUACUUGAAUAUCACUAACAACCCUCUCAAAGUAAUCAAAGAAGGUAUUUUUAACAAUAUGAAAGUGGAAGUGUUGAAUUUAUCACGUAAUAAAUUGACUACUAUCAAUCCCGGGGCGUUCGAUGAUAUGGAAAACUUACAGCGCGUAAUUCUCGAUUACAACGAACUAACUUCGUAUUCUAUUUGGUUCAAAAGUUGUUCAAAAUUAGUCGAAGUGUCGGUUCAAUAUAAUUUCAUCCAGUACCUUCCUCAAGGCGUUUUCCAGUAUUUGAAACAUCGAAAACUCAAAGCUAGAUUCAGUUUUAAUAAAAUCAAUACGAUUCACGAAGAUUUAUUCGACGUCGAAGAAUACGAUGAAUUAGAUAUUGAUCAUAACGAUUUAACAAAUUUCGAUAAAGAAAUUAGUAAAGUUGGUAUAUUAAAUUUGCAACAUAAUCAUAUCGAAUGUUUACCGGAAGAUUAUGCGAAGAAGGAAUUCAAGAAAGUGAAGACGGUUCGUUUAGAAGAUAAUCCGAUGAAUUGCAGUUGUCUUGGUUAUCUUAAAGCGAUGGCAAACGUGGUUGCUUCCGGAUGCGUUGAAAACGAACAUACAUCUAUUUAAUACUCUGUAUAAUUCUCGUAAUUCAAUAAAAUCUAAUUCCAU
Molecule: messenger RNA, 984 nt
Organism: Diorhabda carinulata
Lineage: Eukaryota; Metazoa; Arthropoda; Insecta; Coleoptera; Chrysomelidae
Product: chondroadherin-like
Exons: 1
Coding region: 49-942 (297 amino acids)
Cellular component (GO): extracellular matrix
Molecular function (GO): protein binding
Source: RefSeq, a predicted model, not a curated record